Molecule: messenger RNA, 3690 nt
Organism: Cetraspora pellucida
Lineage: Eukaryota; Fungi; Glomeromycota; Glomeromycetes; Diversisporales; Gigasporaceae
Source: the annotation of a GenBank genome assembly
AUGUAUACGAAUACCAAAACACCACGAACUGAAGAACAAAUUCGAAGGCUGAAAUGUCAGAAAUAUGCAUUUGCGCUUCUGGCUAACGAUUUACCUAUACCGAAUCACGUAUUUAUAGGAAUGAUGUCUUCUGCACAAGUAGAAAAAUUUUUGACAGCGCAGUCUCUGAAACCUUCGUUGAAGUUUCCCAUGAAAAUAUCAGAGGAUGAUUCGCAACAACCCGUUUGUAUACCUUAUAUUCCCACACCAGAACAGGUUACUGAAAUGCAAAAGUCUACUUUUGACCAUGAUCAAGAAAUACGUAAUAGAAUUAAUAAACGAAUAGAAGAUCUUGAAAAGUUACCUUCAAACUUGGCUAAUGAUCCUUUUAAAGUCGGUCAUGUUGAUGAUUCAAAUAAUACCACUUUACGACAAGAAGUAUUGCAAUACUCAAACUACCGAAAACCAGAACCUAUCCGAUCAAUGGCUGCAUAUAGACGGAAGGUGGUGCUACCUGUGCGUGACUGGCCUACAACAGAAAGGGCUGAGAGGGAACGAGUUCAAGCACGUUUGCGUCGUGUGAGAGAAUCUAGAUUAGAGUAUAUCAAUGCUAUUUGUCUACAUGGUCAAGAAAUUAGAUACGCGCAGGAUGUAAAAUAUGAGAAACGCAUUAAGAUGGGACGUGCAAUAUUAAACUUUCAUUCAAAUAUUCAAAAACAAGCGCAAAAAGAGAAAGAACGAGUUUCUAAAGAACGUAUUAAUGCGCUUAAGAACAAUGAUGAAGAGGCGUAUUUGAAACUUAUUGAUCAAGAGAAAGAUACUCGUAUCACACAUCUAUUACGUCAAACUGAUACAUAUUUGGAAUCUUUGACGCAAGCUGUCGUUGAUCAGCAAAAUCAUCAUCGUCGUUUGAAUAAAGGUAAAGGUAGAUUACUAGAUUCUACCGAUCAUACGGUAACAUCUAGUAGUAUCCCAGCUACUGAAGAUGAGGAUAAUAUAAUUGAAACAUUGGAUGGUAAAAAGAUUGAUUAUUAUGCUGUUGCGCAUCGAAUUCAAGAGAAUGUUGAGCAGCCGAAUAUUCUCAUUGGUGGCUUGUUAAAAGAUUAUCAGAUAAAAGGUCUCCAAUGGAUGGUGUCGUUGUACAACAAUCAUUUGAACGGCAUUUUGGCCGAUGAAAUGGGUCUGGGAAAAACUAUUCAAACUAUUUCGUUAAUCACGUACCUCAUUGAAAAGAAAAGACAGAAUGGUCCAUUUCUGAUCAUUGUUCCAUUAUCUACUAUGACUAAUUGGCAAAUGGAAUUCGAAAAAUGGGCACCUAUGGUCUCUGAAAGAUUAUGUAUAUAUAAAGGCACACCGACUGAGAGAAAGUCCUUACAAAGAAAAUAUUUACGUUGCCUGGAUUUUUAUGUCUUUUUAACGACCUAUGAAUAUAUAAUCAAAGAUAAAACAGUCUUGAGCAAACCGCGGUGGCUUUAUUGCAUUAUAGAUGAAGGCCAUCGUAUGAAGAAUGUCAAUUCAAGACUUUCUUUAGUUUUAAGUAAAGAAUAUAAUUUUAGAUAUCGACUUAUUCUUACAGGAACUCCAUUACAGAACAACUUGCCUGAACUUUGGUCAUUAUUGAACUUUGUCUUGCCUAAAAUAUUCAAUUCCGUUAACAGUUUUGAAGAAUGGUUUAAUACACCAUUUGCGAAUGCUGGUGGUCAAGACAAAAUUGCCUUAAAUGAAGAAGAAUCUCUACUUGUUAUUCGUCGACUACAUAAGGUGUUAAGACCUUUUCUCCUUCGUCGUUUAAAAAAGGACGUUGAAUCCGAAUUGCCAGAUAAAGUUGAACGUGUUAUCAAAGUUAAAUUAUCAGCUUUGCAGAUAAAGCUCUAUCAUCAAAUGCAAAAGCAUGGUGCUCUCUUUGUAAAUAAAGGAGAAAAAGGAAAAACUGGCAUUAAAGGGCUUAAUAAUACUAUAAUCCAGCUUCGUAAGAUUUGCUGCCAUCCUUUCGUAUUCAAAGAAGUUGAAACUGAUGUUAACACGACAAAUGACGAAACAAUGUUAACCAGAGUUUCGGAUGACCGCUAUAAUGGAUAUCAUGGAAGAUUAUCUUCACUGGCGUCACUACAGGCUGAAGAACGAACAAGGCUUUUAAAAGAUUUUAAUGCACCUGAUUCCCCGAACCCGCAUCAAGAUCUUCAAGCACAAGACAGAGCCCAUCGCAUUGGACAAACAAAUGAAGUUCGAAUUCUACGAUUGAUAAGUCAAAAUUCUAUCGAAGAGACCGUCCUUGCUAGAGCUCAAUAUAAACUUGACAUUGAUGGGAAAGUCAUCCAAGCUGGAAAAUUUGAUCAAAAGAGUACUCCCCAAGAACGUGAAGCCUAUUUGCGUUCUCUCGUGGAAGGGUCUAACGUUGAAGGAAAUGAUGUAGAUGAACGUGCGGAAUUGGAUGAUGAUGAAAUUAAUGAAAUUCUUGCGAGGAACGAAGAUGAAUUCGCAUUGUUCAAACAAAUCGAUAUACAAAGAGUUCGUGAUGAAGAGGCUGAAUGGCGUAAAAAAGGCAAUCUCGGACCUGUACCUAAUAGACUUAUCCAGGAGAACGAAUUGCCUGAUGUAUAUUUGAGAGAGUAUGAGACACUUCCUGAUACUGGAGUUGAGUAUGGCCGUGGACAAAGACAACGCAAGGAAGUAAUUUAUGACGAUGGCUUAACAGAGGAUCAAUUUUUAAAUGCUGUUGAAAACAAUGAAGAUCUUGAAGGCUUAAUCGCUAAAAAGCAAUUACGUCGACAAGCAAAAAAGAAGCGUAGAGAUGCCAUUAACACUGAAGAAUCAUCGCCUCACCCUAAUGAGAUUGAUGAGAUAUUAGAUACUACUAUGCAGACACAACCUGCAUCAGGAGUUAUAAAUAGGAUAACACUUAAACGUACAGCAGGUGAAAUUGAUGCCGAUGAGACGGAAGGAACGCAAGACGCAGAUGCAUCUGUUGAUACGAACGCUACUCCAAGGGUUUCUCGGCGUAAAUCUAGAAAAUUAUCACAUUCUAUUAAAGAACAAUCUUAUUCGGGCCAAAAAAGGGGUCGUAAGUCUGAUAUGAUUGUAGAUUCAGAAGAAGCCGCUGCUACUGUUGUCGAGGCACUUACAGAAUUAUCAGUGAUUUCUAAUCAGAAAAAAAAGGGCAGAAGACGCAAAUUUGAUAGUGUCGAAGGCGACAAUGAAUCGUCAUCUUCAGUUAAAAAAAAGGGUAAAAGUCGUAAAACAGAUAGCAUUGAAGUUUUCAUAGAACCAUCAACUCUAGCUAAAAAGAAAGGAAAAGGACGUAAGAUAGACGAAGUCAUUGAUGAUGAUUCACAAGAUGCAUUAAAGCUAAAACCCAAGAAAUUUAGUAAAGAAGAGUCAUCACUGAAGACUAUUCUUGCAGAAUGUCUCGACUAUAUUGAAACUUUGACCGAUGAAACAAAUGGAAGAGCCAUUCUUUUUCUUGAACUUCCGAGUAGGAAGAAAUACCCAUAUUAUUAUGAGCAAAUUGAGCAUCCUAUUGCAAUCAAUAUAAUCCGCCAAAAAAUAAGCCGUGAUGAAUACAAAGCGGCAGAGCAGUUUAAGAAUGAUGUAUACUUAAUGUUUGGUAAUGCUAAGACUUUUAAUAUUGAAGGGUCCCAAGUUUAUGCCGAUGCAGAAAUUAUGCAGGCCGCGUUUGAUGAAAAAUUUAGAGCAUUAUGUGAUAAUUUGUGA